This is a messenger RNA of Scomber japonicus (chub mackerel), 3722 nucleotides long. RefSeq names its product L-fucose kinase. Gene Ontology annotation, biological process: GDP-L-fucose salvage. The record is from RefSeq and is a predicted model, not a curated record. The coding region runs from base 460 to 3702 and encodes 1080 amino acids. Gene Ontology annotation, molecular function: fucokinase activity; ATP binding. The transcript has 23 exons. Lineage: Eukaryota; Metazoa; Chordata; Actinopteri; Scombriformes; Scombridae.
CAUGAUGUUUAAUUUUAAUAAAUAAUACAAAUUACUGACCUCUAAAAAUAAUUAGUCACAGAAACGUCGUUUUUAUCAGCUUUAUCCAAUCACCGCCUCGCCGAAAGGUCCAAAGAUGAAAAUCAAACACUGCGAAUUUGUAGCCCUACGGAAGCCCGAGCAGUCAAACCAAAGCGGAACGAGCAAGCGAAUAGUUAGACACCAGACAACAACACCGACCUGAACUCUUCGGCUACAUGUUAUCCACUUAAAUAAAUCAAUUAACCCCACAGGGUGCGUUUAUUUUACUUUAUUUUGAUAAAUCUGCUCCGCUAACUCCGCACUGCAGCUUCUUCUUUUGCUUCUGCCUGCAGUCAGAGUUGGAUCGAUCUUAACACUCCUGCUUCUCGUUACCGGAUAAGCUAUGGUAUUAGGCUUCGUUAUGACCUUUGCAUUGACUUUAGGACAUUAUAAACUGCUAUGAGCCUGCAGGAAAUGUUCAGCUGGACGGUGGUCGUCCUCACCUGCCAGCACAAAGACACCGUCUACUCCUUUCAGAGAGAGUUAGAGUUGCGGCAGCAGCGUGGCUCUCUGUCUCCGGAUGCGUUGGUUUUGACGGUGCAGGAUCGCCAGGAGCCGGUUGGCAGUGGCGGGGCGACGUUCAAUGCUCUGCUGGUCGCUGCAGAACACCUGAGCAGCAGAGCUGGACACACUGUGGUGACAGCAGACGUCCUGGACGAUGCUCACAUCCUCAUCCUCCACACAGGUCGGGAUUUCCCCUGGAGCUCCUGCAGCCGAGCUUUCUGCUGGCUACCUCAAGAGAAACAUGACCAGAGAGUCCAGGCUCCAGUCUGCUGUCUGGACCUGCUGCUGGACUGCCUCAGUAACCAGAUUUGUCCUGGUUCUCCUCCUGGCGUUUGGGUCUGCAGCACUGAUAUGAUCCUGACCAUACCUCCUGACUUUGCUUUGUCCUGGGAGGGUUUCUCUGGUGUUCGUGUUUUGGCGUUACCAGGUGAAGUCUCCUAUGCAGCCAAUCAUGGAGUCUACCUGUCCGACCAACAGGGUCAGGUCAGAGACAUCAUCUACAAGGGGACAAAGGAGCAGAUCCAACAAUCAGUGAUGCCCGAUGGGAAAGUACCACUGGUGUCAGGUCCAGUCUUCUUCAGCAGGUCUGUAUCAGAGAAGUUAUUGCAGACUCACGUCACUCCUCCUCUGGACGGCUGCACCUACCUGGGCCUGGACUCUGGAGCUCCGCCCCUUAAAAUCUCUCUCUUCCUGGACGUGCUGAAGUGUCUCUGCUCAGAUUUGACUCAGGAUCAGUUUGUGAGUGAAGACAGAGCCGGCUGUAGUUCAGCUGGUGGUCCACAGGGUGCGCCGGUGAGGGGUGGCAGGACAGAGCUGUGGAGGAUCUUGAGAGGAGCUCCACUCAGCCUGGUUUACGUUCCUGGCGGUCGUUAUGACUACCUGACUCUGUCCGGAAAACAACACAUCGACCGACUGACCCGUGAUUGGACAGAUGGAAACACUCUCUCACACAUCCAGAGUAAGAGCGGCGUGAGCGAAGGUCAGGUGAUCAACAGCAUUCUGGAGGGAGAUGUUACUGUGGCGACUGGAGCAGUGGUGCAACACUGCCACCUACAGGGUCCUCUGGAAGUCCCGUCAGGUUGUCUACUGUCGGGUCUCGAGUUGUCCACGUCACAGUGUAUCAGGCAGCUGUUGCUGGCCAGUGACAUCAUCAUACAGGGACAUCGAAUUCAGCUGGGAGAACUGAAGCUGAACGUCUACACAGUGAUGGGAGCUCAGGACGACCUGGAGGUCUCCUCUAAUGAUGAUGAUGAUGAUAAAGCCUCCUUCCUCAACCACAGAUGGAGCCUCUUCUACAGCAAAACUGGAAUACAGCCUGAGGAGCUGUGGGUCAGAGGAGAACAGCGCUCCCUGCUGGAGGCUCGUCUCUUCCCAGUCCUCCACCCCAGAGAAGGUGCCGUGGGUCUGGAGGGAGGUGUCGGCUGGCUGCUGGGCGGACCUGGCUGUCUGCGGAGGUGGAGGGAGGCGUGGAGACUGUCGUUAAAGGAGGUGCUGGCCCUCACCCACCAGGAGGGGGAGCUCCAGUGGAGGGAGGAGUUACUGUUCCUGGCGGGGAGGAGGAGGGUGACUGACGCCCUGACAAGUCGGACAGACGUCUGCCUGUUGCCUUGCUUCAGGGCGGCAGCUCUGGGAGGCCAGCAGGGAGCGCUGCUGGAAACACUGGACAGCAUUGCAGCAGGUAGCGGGAUGGGGCCCGGUGCAGAGUUGGGCGUGGCCGCUCGCUGUCUCUCCUGUAUCGCCGACGUGUUGGUGUGCAUGGCCAAAGGUAGAGGGGGGCUGAGAAGUGGGCCAGCUGCUAAUGAGGCCUGGAGCUCCGCCUACUUCCUGUUAGAGGAGGGUAACCUGAGGGGCGGAGUCAAUGCCUUGGCUACACAGAGAGCUCAUUGGCUCAGCAGGCCGGAUUUGCUAGUGCGGGCGGCACGACAUUACGAGGGCGCUGGUCAGGUGCUGCUGCGACAGGCUGUGAUGUCAUCGCAGAGGUUCAUCUCCAUUGGCCAGGGUGAUGUCCCGCCCCUUGAGCAGUGGCAGGAAGUGGAGUGUCCGGCCAGACUGGACUUAGCAGGCGGCUGGAGCGAUACGCCUCCCAUCGCCUUUGAGCAUGGCGGCUCUGUCACCAAUGUUGCAGUGAAGGUUGAUGGGAAGCGUCCUAUUGGUGCCAGGGCCCGUCGCAUCAGAGAGCCCCGCCUCCUGCUGGUCAGCUACACUGGCGGGCGGGACAGUGGAGUUUCCACAGAGACGGUGUGUGAUAGUCUGGAUGACCUGAAGGACUACUGUCAGCCACAUGCACCUGGAGCGCUGCUGAAGGCGGUGUGUGUGUGCAGCGAUCUGGUGUCUCUCUCUUCCCAGCACUCUCUAGGGGAACAGCUGAUGCAGCGAUGGGGAGGAGGGGUGGAGCUCCACAGCUGGUCAGUGCUGCCCACAGGAUCAGGACUGGGUACCAGCAGUAUCCUGGCGGGGGCGCUGCUGGCUGCAGUCUACAGAUGCACAGGUCGAACCUACAACACAGACUCACUCAUCCACGCUGUCCUCUACCUGGAACAAAUACUGACCACAGGUGGAGGCUGGCAGGAUCAGGUCGGAGGUCUGGUGGGCGGGGUCAAGGUGGGUCGUUCCAAGGCGUCUCUGCCCCUGCAGGUGGAAGUGGAACAUCUCAGUCCUCCAGACGACUUCCUGGUGUCUCUGGAGCAGCACCUCCUGCUGGUGUACACCGGCAAGACUCGUCUGGCUCGCAACCUUCUGCAGGAUGUGGUGCGUAGCUGGUACAGUCGUCUUCCCUCGAUGGUUCAGAACGCCCACCAGUUGGUGGCUAACUCAGAGGACUGUGCCAGAGCAUGUACAGACGGCUCUCUGUCCGGACUCGGUCUAUGUCUGGACCGCUCAUGGCAGCAGAAGAAGCUCAUGGCUCCCGGUUGUGAGCCGGCUUCAGUGAGAGCCAUGAUGGACGCUCUGAGGCCGCUGGUCCUGGGUCAGAGUCUGGCCGGGGCUGGCGGCGGCGGUUUCCUCUAUGUACUGACCCGGGAGCCACAACAGCAGCAGGCGGUGCUUCAAGUCCUCAACAACACAACGGGUCUGGGAGACUUCAGUGUUCACUCUGUGGAGCUGGACAUGGAUGGGAUCACAGUCCUACCACCAUCCUGAGGAUACACACACACACACAC